This is a messenger RNA of Rattus rattus (black rat), 919 nucleotides long. It is a transcript of the gene Nanos3, whose product is annotated as nanos C2HC-type zinc finger 3. Gene Ontology annotation, molecular function: zinc ion binding; mRNA binding. Gene Ontology annotation, cellular component: perinuclear region of cytoplasm. The record is from RefSeq and is a predicted model, not a curated record. Lineage: Eukaryota; Metazoa; Chordata; Mammalia; Rodentia; Muridae. Bases 212 to 736 code for a protein of 174 amino acids. The transcript is spliced from 2 exons. Gene Ontology annotation, biological process: oogenesis; negative regulation of translation.
GGCUACCUUCAGCCCACACAAACACCAUAUACCCCCUGGGCAGGUGUGUAAGAAGCCCCCUGUGACAAUGAGGACCCCCCCCAGCCUGCCUGCUCCACCCUUUCACACCCCCUCAAGGUAAAAGAAAAGCAGCCAGAGAAGGCUGAUCUUCAGGGUAGGAGGGAAGUUGGAGCCUGGCUGGGUUUCUUCUCUGCUGCUCCUCUGGCCGGCCAUGGGAACUUUUAAUCUUUGGACAGAUUACCUAGGUCUGGCAAGACUGGUUGGGGCUCUGCAUGAGGAAGAGGAGCCUGAUGUCAGGCUGGACCCCAAACCAGAGCCCAAGCCAAGCUCAGCAAGCCAGCAAGCCAGCAAGGAAUCCUCAGCAGCUCCAGAACGCCUAUGUUCAUUCUGCAAACACAAUGGCGAGUCUCGUGCGAUCUAUCAGUCCCAUGUCCUGAAGGAUGAGGCAGGGCGGGUGCUGUGUCCCAUCUUGCGAGAUUAUGUGUGUCCCCAGUGUGGGGCCACUCAGGAGCACGCCCACACUCGACGCUUCUGCCCACUCACCGGCCAGGGCUAUACUUCUGUCUACUGCUACACCACCCGGAAUUCUGCAGGCAAAAAGCUGACCCGGCCUGACAAGGCAAAGACACAGAAUGCUGGCCACCGCCUUGGAGGAGAAGCAGCAGCAGGUUCCAAAAGUGGCAGGAAGCCCCCUGGACCUUCACCCUCGGCCUGCUGUCCCUCCACUACGGCCUAGGAGCUUGGAGUGGGGAGGACCAUGGUGGCACCGUUGCCAGGGGUCUGGACACAGGCAUGCUGGAGACUGGACCUUGCUUAGGAUUGAGGCUGGCCACAGUCUUGUCAGAGGUUACCUUCCCCCACCCUGGCCCUGCUUGUGUUGUUGCCUCAGUGUCUAAUAAAUGCUAAGAAGUGGAGCCUG